Cavia porcellus (domestic guinea pig) is the source of this 1851-nucleotide messenger RNA. RefSeq names its product sialic acid-binding Ig-like lectin 11. NCBI's taxonomy places the organism in Eukaryota, Metazoa, Chordata, Mammalia, Rodentia, Caviidae. Gene Ontology annotation, molecular function: sialic acid binding. The record is from RefSeq and is a predicted model, not a curated record. Gene Ontology annotation, cellular component: plasma membrane. Gene Ontology annotation, biological process: cell adhesion.
AUGCUCAGCCUUCCUAUGCUGCUGCUGGCCCUGCUGCUGCCCCUGCUGUGGGCAGGGUCCUUGCAGGAGGAAUCAAGCUACUGGCUGCUGGUACAGGAGUCGGUGAAUGUGCUAGACACACUGUGUAUCCGGUCUUGCUUCUUCUCCUACCGCCAGGACGGCUGGAAGCCCUCCACCUCCCCUUACGGCUACUGGUACCGGCAGAGGGACACUCACAGAGUCGACCACAAAACCGAUGAACUUGUGGCCACGAAUGACCCCAGCAAGAAAGGUGCAGUGACAAAGAAACAUCAUUUCCAGCUCCUCGGGGACCCUGGGGCUCACAACUGCUCCCUGAGGAUCGAAGGUGCCCAGAGGGGGCACAAGCUGACACAGACCCUGGACAUCCACAUUGCAGAGGUGUCUGGUCACCUCAGCUGCCUGGGUGGUGGUGAGGAGGACGGGCCAGCUGCGUACCCAGCCCUCACUGUGCCUCUCCUUCCAGAUCCUCCUCAGGGCUCGACCCUGCGCCUUACUGGAGCAGGUGGCACAGAACCCAGACCCCUAAAGUUGGAGAUGCCCAGGGUGAAGCCUGGGGACGCGGGGCGCUACACCUGCCGAGCACAGAAUGAGCUGGGCUCCCAGCGUGGCACCCUGAAUCUCUCAGUACAGUAUCCUCCUGAGGACCUGAGAGUGACAAUGUCCCAAGCAAACAGCACAGUCCUGGAAAUCCUCAAGAACGGCACAUCCCUGCCUGUCCUGGAGGGCCAGAGCCUGCGCCUGGUGCAGAUGGAGCAUGAAGGGGACUUCACCUGCCACGCAGAGAACCCGCUGGGCACCCGGAGUGUCUCUCUGUGCACUUUGGUCCCCAAUUGCUGGAACCCUGGUGCUUCCAGGAGGCUGAGGGUCUGGGCUGCCGCUGAUCCUCCCAUGCCCUGCUCCUUCCCUGGGCUGGCGGCUCGGGGAGACGCUGCUGGAGGGGAACAGCAGCAACGCCUCCCUCACGGUCUCCACCAUCUCUGCCGGCCCUGGAUCAGGGCGAGCCUCCAUGACAGGCUGAGCCCUGGCCUUGGGUUCAGCUGCGAGGCACAGAAUGUGCCCGAGGUCCAGAACGCCACUGUCCUGCUGCUCCCAGGACACCCAGGCCGUGGGGCAGGAUUCCCACAGGGGACCAUGCUAGGAGCUGGCGUCACUGCCGGGCUCUCUCUGUGUGCCUGCCUCAUCUUUUCCAGGAUGAAGACUCGCAGGCAGCAAGACAGCAGGAUGGCCGCUGCGAGGAAGGGCGCACCGCCUGGCCCUGCUUCUGUGUCCAAGGGUCACAGCCAGGACAAGUGUCCAGGCAACUUGGACAGCCCAGCCCCUUCUGCAGGAGUGAGCAGCCCCGGCAAGGAGCAGGAGCCCCACUACAGCACCCUCAGCUUCCAGGAGGACCCCAGCACCUCGGACACCGCAGAGAUCCUGCUCAGGCCCUGCCCACAGGCCCAUGGCACCCACCUCAGCUGUCAGGUGACCUUCCCCCCAACUCCUGUGACCAAGGAGAGGACUGUCGAGCUCAAUGUCUAUUUACUGGAAAUCCUCGGGAACAGUACAUUCCUGCCUGUCUUGGAGGGCCAGAGACUGCGAUUGGUGUGUAUUGCCCACAGCAAACCCCCAUCCAGGCUGAGCUGGGCCCGGGGAACACAGAUCCUGAGCCUCUCAUGGCCCUCAGGCUCUGGGGUCCUGGAGCUGUGCCGGGUACAGAUGGAGAGUGAAGCGAAUGUCAUCUGCCACACGGAGAACCCACUGGGCAUCUGCAGUGUCUCUCUGAGCCUUUCUGUGCACUGUGAGUUGGGGAGGGGGGACCUCUGGGCCUGGGAAAGCGGACACCUGUGA